GAUCUAUUGAUGUUUCUCUUAGAUUUUAGUUGGAUUUUAGUCAUUUUAGAUGUUUCUCAUUUCUCAUAUGUUUCUCAUGUUUCUAUUUCUACAGAGAUUUCUAUUUAUUAUUGAAUAUAAACUAUAUCAAAUAAUUUAACAUCUAAUUAAUCCGUGCAGUAAUGUUUAAAGUUUUACUUUAUAUUAUUUACCUCAUUCAUGUAUGCGAUUCUAGUAAAAAUAAUGUCCUUUUUAUAAUUCUAGACGAUUUGCGUCCAGCGUUAAGUUGCUAUAAAGAUGAUAAUGCUUAUAGCCCGAAUAUUGAUAAAAUGUCUUCACAAAGCUUUCUCUUCAAAUCAACUUAUGCCCAGCAAGCACUUUGUGCCCCUAGCAGAAAUUCAUUAUUAACAAGCCGAAGACCUGAUUCUGUUCACUUAUAUGAUUUUUAUAGUUAUUGGAGAGAUACAGUAGGAAAUUUUACUACAAUACCUCAGUUAUUCAAAGAAAACGGAUAUCAUACACAUUCAAUUGGAAAAGUUUUUCAUCCAGGAAUAUCAUCAAAUUUUUCUGAUGAUCAGCCUUAUAGUUGGAGUGAAACACCUUUUCAUCCUGCAACUUUUAAAUUCAAAAAUGCCAAAGUGUGUCCUAAUAAUGAUGGUACCUUAUCUACCAAUUUAAUUUGUCCAGUAAUUACAAGAUUUCAACCCCUUAAAACUUUACCAGAUAUAGAGUCAACAAAAGAGGCUAUUCGUUUUCUAAAUGAGAGAAAUAAAACAUUGCCGUUCUUUCUAGCGGUAGGUUUACAUAAACCACACAUUCCUUUCAAGUUUCCUGUUUCUUAUUUAGAUUUUCAUCCGUUGGAAAAUAUAUCGAUACCAGUUAAUCGCUUUAGACCAUCUCUAUUACCAGAGGUCGCUUGGAAUCCAUGGACUGACAUUCGACUUCGGGACGACAUUAAAAAGCUUAAUAUAUCUUUUCCGUUUGGACCAAUUCCAGAUAAUGAUAUAAAAAAAAUUAAACAGGCAUACUAUGCAUCUGUAACGUAUGUAGAUGACCUAAUAGGGCAAAUUUUAAACGAGGUUAAUUUAGAAGAAACAAUUGUUGUUUUGACUUCUGAUCAUGGAUGGUCUAUUGGACAACACGGUGAAUUUUCAAAAUUUAGUAAUUUCAUGGAAGCCACGCAUGUGCCUUUAAUCAUACAUGUUCCUAAAUUAUCACACAACAAAGUUGUAAUACACGCACUAACGGAACUUGUCGAUCUUUUUCCAACUUUGGUAGAUUUGACUCAAGUUGCUGAGCCCUUGACAAAAUGCCCUAAAAAUAUAAAAUUAAAUACAUGCACUGAAGGGAGAAGUUUACUGCCCGUCAUGUUAGAAGCAGUAGAAAAACAAAAGAUCAAAGGAAAGUCAGCAGUGUUUACUCAGUAUCCGAGACCUGGACCUUACCCAACAUUAAAACCAAAUAGUGAUAAACCUAUUUUACGUGACAUUAAAAUUAUGGGCUACUCGAUGAUUACAAGGAGAUUUAGAUAUACAGAAUGGGUUGAUUUUAAUCCUGAUAAUUUUACUGCAAAUUGGGAAAAGGUUCAUGGUAGAGAACUUUAUGAUCUUGUCGUGGACCCACAAGAAAAUAUGAACCUAGCUGGAAGAGAUGAACUUCAAAAAUGGGUAAAAUAUCUAAAACAUAAAUUAAAAUUAGGAUGGAGAUAUAUCUAAUAUUGUUUAAUACACUUCUAUAUAUACUACUAUCUGUGCCAAAGUUUUAAACCAAAUAAAACAUAGACCGAUCGUUACAUA
Molecule: messenger RNA, 1775 nt
Organism: Sitophilus oryzae (rice weevil)
Lineage: Eukaryota; Metazoa; Arthropoda; Insecta; Coleoptera; Curculionidae
Product: iduronate 2-sulfatase
Exons: 8
Coding region: 162-1694 (510 amino acids)
Molecular function (GO): iduronate-2-sulfatase activity
Source: RefSeq, a predicted model, not a curated record